AGUAUUUUCCUUUCCUCGGAGCAGCAUGUCCGACCGCCGCGUCCUGCCGCCGGCGCUGUGUCUGAGCAACCUGCGGAAGGCCGUGAAGAUCCGGGAGCGGACCCCCGGCGACCUCGCCAAGCCGGCCGGCGGGAUAAUCCGGCACUUCCAGACCAUGCACCGCUACAGCCUGGAGAUGUUCAGGACCUGCCAGUUCGGCCUCCCCUUUCGGGACCUCGUCCACCGGGCCCUCGUCGACCGGGGCCUCCAGGCCUCCCUGGAGGACAAGAAGAAAUUGAACUGGUGCCGGGAGGUCCGGAGGCUCGUGGCCCUGAAAACCAACGGUGAUGGAAACUGCCUCAUGCAUGCUGCAUCUCAGUACAUGUGGGGUGUUCAAGACACAGACCUGGUCCUGAGAAAAACACUGUUUGGCACGCUCAAGGAAACGGAUACUCGCAACUUUAAAUUCCGCUGGCAGAACGAGUCCAUUAAAUCCCAGGAGUUUGUGGAGACAGGACUUCGAUAUGACACAAGGAAUUGGGAUGAAGAAUGGGAAAACCUUGUCCAAAUGGCAUCUGCAGACACAUCAGUAUCCCGAAGUGCUCUUCAGUAUAAUUCACUUGAAGAGAUACACAUUUUUGUUCUGGCUAAUAUCCUCAGGAGGCCAAUAAUAAUUAUUUCAGAUAAAAUGCUGAGAAGCUUAGAAUCUGGUUCAAACUUUUCUCCUUUGAAAGUUGGUGGAAUCUACUUACCACUCCACUGGCCUGCCCAUGAAUGCUACAGAUACCCCAUCGUUCUUGGUUACGAUAGCCAGCACUUUGUACCCUUGGUCACUAUGAAAGACAGCGGACCAGAAAUCCGGGCUGUUCCACUGGUUAAUAGAGAACGAGGAAGAUUUGAGGACUUGAAGGUUCAUUUUUUGACUGAGCCUGAAACCGAGGUGAAGGAGAAACUUCUGAAAGAAUACUUGAUGGUGAUAGAAAUACCAGUACAAGGCUGGGACCAUGGCACCACUCAUCUGAUUAAUGCUGCAAAAUUGGACGAAGCCAACCUGCCCAAAGAAAUCAACCUUGUGGAUGAUUACUUUGAGCUCGUCCAGCACGAGUACAAAAAGUGGCAGGAAAACUCUGAGCAGGCCAGUAGAGAAGCCCGUGACAGAAACAGACUGAAACUGUCCUUGUCCCAGAUCUCCCUCAUGGAAGUAAAAUGUAAAACACCGAACUGUCCCUUCUUCAUGUCCGUGAACACCCAGCCCUUGUGUCACGAGUGUUUUGAGAGGCAGCAGCAGCAGGCGGAACGCAAGUCAAGGAAGCCGAACUCUAAAGCUGGGUCCGAAAAGCUCCGGGGGACAGUAUUAGCCGCCUCCCGGGCCGAGGCCUUUGAGCCCAUGGGAUGGGCCCCUGAAGAGUCAGUCACAGGCCCUCAUUCUGCACCCCCAACUGCACCCAGCCUCUUUCUCUACAGCGAAACGACUGCUAUGAAGUGCAAAAGUCCAGGCUGCCCAUUUACACUAAAUGUGCAGCACAACGGACUCUGUGAACGCUGCCACAACGCCCGUCAAUAUCACCCUGGCAGCAACUUCGGCAACACGAGGCAUUUGGAUACUGGAAAAUGUCAACUCUGUCACCAGGAUGCCUCCCGGACUUUUAAUGGAAUUUGCAGCACUUGCUUCAAAAGGACUAAAGAGCAUUCCUCAAUGAAUAGCUCAAGUUUCCCGCCUUCCGGUCAUCAGAGAUCCAGAUCGGAUCCUUCGCAGCUAAUGCAGAGUUUCCUUCAACAUUCCUGCCACAGAGCUAGCAACGAAGCACCUUCUGGGAGCCCCUCUCAGGCGGCGUGGAAUCCGGAGGAUCGGAAAGGGACAAGCCAGUGCAGAAAAGCAGGCUGUCUGUAUUAUGGGACCCCGGAGAACAAAGGCUUUUGCACUCUUUGUUUUAUUGAAUUUAGAGAAAACAGUGGCAAUCCCCCUGCCUGUGGUCAGUCUGAGGCAUCAGCUGCCCAGUUUCAGAAUGCCGUUCCUUGCCUGGGGAGAGAAUGUGGCACCCUUGGGAGCACUGUGUUUGAAGGCUACUGUCAGAAAUGUUUCAUUGAAGCACAGAGUCAGAGAUUGCAUGAAGCAAGAAGGACGGAAGAACAACUGGUGAGACAGUCUAAGAGAUCAAGCCAGCACAGAGAUUUGCAACAAUCAAACCAGGGCUCCCAGAGACAGAAAUGCACCCGGGCUUCCUGUAAGAACAAUCUGGCAAGCAGAGGCGAUGAGCUCUGUCCAGAGUGUCAGCGCCUCAGCCAACGAGUUGGGACUGGAAGCCACAGUAGAGGUGAGCCUUCUUCAGAAGAAGCCCCCAAACAACGCUGCCGAGCCACCGCCUGCGAUCACUAUGGCAACGCCAAGUGCAAUGGCUAUUGCAACGAGUGCUAUCAGUUCAAGCAGAUGUAUGGCUAAAGGAAGACGUCUGGACCGGCUGCACGGGAAGAGCCUACCAUUAUUCAGCCAAGAUGGUGCUAUACUAGAAAUAUUUGCUCUUUCUCUAGAGGGUGAAUUGGGACAGAGGUGCCAUAACCCGGCCUUUCUUCAGCCAGUCACAGUUAAACCUGAGGACUCCUGUGUCCGGUGGACUCCUCUGAAAGCGUUGGUACCCAGCCUCAGAGUACUUGUGUCUGGAGUGGUUGAUAUCCUACGUGACCUCAAGACUCCUCUUCUUCUGGGAUUUCACCGUGUUCCACGGUUGGAAACCGAGGGUAUUUUGACUGCUAAGGCUCUCUGAGCCACGUGCCUUCCCCUUGGGAGGAAUGCUUAGGGUCCAGCUUAGGAGAGGUGUGGAGCCCUCAUUUGAAGUAUCCCAGACCCACAUUUCUCAGCGAUGUGAAGCUAGAUUCUCUUGGAGAGAAGGCACUCCAGGGGAUUGCUCAGACAAGCUCAGGGAAAAUGGGAUCAUGGAGAGGAUGUGUGAGGUGACCUUUCUUCUUACCUGUUUAGUAGUUGUCUUCAAAUAGGACAAGGCCAAAACCGGACUAUUCAUGGGACAAUGGAUUCUAGAAUGAACCAAAGCCAGAAUUGAGACUAUGUCAAGCUGCUCUUUCCAAUGUGCACCUUCUAAAAUCUAGUAAUGUUGUGGGGGACUCACUGUUUUCGCUAUCCUCUGUUCAAAGUGGUAAGCAAGAUGUGAGGUUUGAAUGACAGUUCUAACCAUAUAUAAUAUGUUAUAUAUGAGGUGGGCUUUUUUGUUUAAUGGGAGAAAAUACUGCCCUUGAUGUGUAAGUAGGGAGACUACAUAAGAAAUAUAUA
Tachyglossus aculeatus (Australian echidna) is the source of this 3262-nucleotide messenger RNA. RefSeq names its product TNF alpha induced protein 3 (gene TNFAIP3). Gene Ontology annotation, molecular function: K63-linked polyubiquitin modification-dependent protein binding; cysteine-type deubiquitinase activity; DNA binding. NCBI's taxonomy places the organism in Eukaryota, Metazoa, Chordata, Mammalia, Monotremata, Tachyglossidae. Gene Ontology annotation, cellular component: cytoplasm; nucleus. Gene Ontology annotation, biological process: positive regulation of Wnt signaling pathway; protein deubiquitination involved in ubiquitin-dependent protein catabolic process; protein K29-linked deubiquitination. The record is from RefSeq and is a predicted model, not a curated record. Bases 26 to 2419 code for a protein of 797 amino acids. The transcript has 8 exons.